Messenger RNA from Pimephales promelas (fathead minnow), 1468 nucleotides. It is a transcript of the gene arl10, whose product is annotated as ARF like GTPase 10. Gene Ontology annotation, molecular function: GTP binding; GTPase activity. The record is from RefSeq and is a predicted model, not a curated record. Lineage: Eukaryota; Metazoa; Chordata; Actinopteri; Cypriniformes; Leuciscidae.
CACACACACACACACUUCUCUUCAGGUCCAGGUUCAGGUGCGCUUAUGGUUGUUCUGCGUCAUAUCUCCGUGGCGUUCAGCGCCGCGAUGGCUGCGGUCGGGACCGCGCUGUUUAUCGCGCUCAAUGUCUUCUAUAAAAGACGGGUAUGGACACCAGAGUCACACUACUGCACGUUUCGAGAGGAGGAAGAGGAGGAGCGCAGUGAGAAGCAGGUGCUUGUUCUCGGGUUGGACGGCGCCGGUAAGAGCAGUGUUCUGCAGGGUCUGAGUGGAGCGGGCCACAGGACGGGCCGCCGAAAGCCCACUCGCGGCUUCAACUUCAUCAGCGUACAUACACCUGCGUGCCAGCUGGACUUCCUGGAAAUUGGAGGUGGUAAAGACUUGCGGAUGUACUGGGUGGAUUACCUAAGGAAAACACACAUCUUGGUGUACGUGGUGGACUCCUCCGAUCGAGGCCGGCUCCCUGAGGCCAAAGACGAGCUCCAUCGCUUACUGAAAGCAGACACUGAUCUUCCAGUGGUGGUCUUGGGAAACAAGCAGGAUAAGCCUGAUGCUGUUAGCGUGCCGGAGCUGCGCGAGGCUCUUUCCCUGAGCUCUGUGGCGGAUCAGAGGAAGCUCUUCCUGCUGGAAGCGCAGUCGGGAUCUGACGGCCUCCAACACUUCCAGGACCUGCUUCUGACACUGGUGUGACCGCUUGUGCGAUUAAAGACUAGCAAAGGGAUAUUUCAUAACGAGGGAGCUUUCCAUGUAUGGCUUUCUUCCUCGAAUCGUGCGAGACGUAAGGAACGUUUCCGUCAGGAUAAAGCUACUUAAGGAGUUGAACAAACACUAUUUUUUCGAAACGAGUCUAAUGUGGGUAUUAUUGCUGCUAGUUACUUACAGUGCACAAUGAGUAUAUUCAGUAUCACAAAGAGUGUUUUAUCUUUGCAUGUGGAGUCAUAUUUCCAAUAACAAACUAAUGUAUUGCUGACAAGUUCUCCUGCUUGCAACAGGAAGUAUUUAGCCUGGAAACGCUAUAUAUAUAUACAGUACCGGUCAAAAAUAAGGUUUGGUAACAUUACUAUUUUUAAUGUUUUUUGAAAGAAGUCUCUUAUGGUCUCUUAUUUUGAAAGAAGACUCUUACAUAAGAAGUCUCUUAUGUAAAUACUUACAUUUAAAACUAGAUAAAAACUAGAAUUUAUUCUAAUUUUAAUAUACUUUUAAUUCCUGUGAUCAAAGCUGAAUUUUCAGCAUCAUCACUCCAGUCUUCAGAGUCACAUGAUCCUACAGAAAUCACUCUAAUAUGAUGAUUUGAUGCUUAGUUAUUAAGUUAAUGUUGGAAAUUAUUGGAAAUCACUGCAAUAAUUAUCCAAUCAUUGACUCUUAAGUAUUAGCCUAUGGAAAUCCAAACACUGACUUUUUUUGUUUUUGUUUGGCCAUGAUGUGUAUAUAUGAAUGUAUGUGUAUAUAUAAAUAUCUGUGUGCAUAU